GCGGUCACACUUCACUGUACGAAUUUUUUUGAUUUUCCAAUGCAGGCGCACAAAGAAAAUGCAGAAAAGCUGAUAGAAUAAAGGAAAAGUCAACUGACUGAUUGCCAACCAGCCGCGCACAGUAAGCUGUGGUCUUUUCCGACCGGAAAAAGCGAGCAAAUCGUUGAUUUCGGGGCGGCGUCCCCCCCGCAGAGCGAGACAGCAAGUGUGGCGAGGGAGUAGGAGAGACGGAAGAAGAAGACGAGAAGGAGGAGCAGGAUCUGGAUGAUAAAUAUAUAUAUUAGAAAAUAUAACAAAAGACAGAAUGACCACACAGCGGACGCAGACGCAGGCAAGGAAUCCGGGCAAUUCCGAUUCCGACUAUGAGACACUGAUGCAGCGGCUUCACAUCGGCGGUGGUGGUGGUGGUGUUGGUGUAGGAGGAGGGGGCGGCAACGGUGGCCCUGGAGACGGGGGCGUGGCCAUGCGAGGCUACCAGCGCUCACCGGGCGCCAUCGAGAACUACCUGCAGGAAAGUCAGCAGCAGCAGCAGCAGCAGCAACAACAGAUGCAGCAAAUGCAGCACCUCCAUCACAAUCAGGACUAUAAGCUGUACGAGCGGGGCAACAUCAUUGCCGCCUCCAAAUACGCCACGCCCCGUCCGGUGGAGCAGAUACAGCACACGCACAAUGGAAGCGCACACAUCUAUGCACCGACCGCACAGAUUCUGGGCCAGCGUAUUGCACCGCAGAAGCAUUCGCCGGUAUACGAGAACCUGGAGUUCUACGGCCAAUUCGAUUCCAACCACAAGAGGGCACAGCCCCAAAGUCCCGGGAGCAGGCAGAGCGCCAUACUGAACGGCUAUCUGCUGAUGCAGCCCAUUCGGGCUGGGCGCUUUGCGCACACGCCGGUGCCAGAGAAUCAGGGAGCUGCAUCGAUGGGAACGGCCAGAGGAGCAGGUGGACCACCACCACCACCGGGACGUUCAGCGGCCCUGGGGCCAACUGGAGAUCUGGAGGAGCAUGCUGCGCCCAUUUACGAGAACAUCAUUCCACACUCCGGGCAGCGGGCACAGCCACAGGCCUCGCCGGCCACCGCCACCAUGUAUCAGGAGAUGCAGCCCACGUCCAACUCCUCGGGCGGUUCGUCCACUGCCGGUCUGGAUCUCAAUGCGCUGCUGGCCUCGCCCAUGCACCAGCGCAGCAUAAGCAGCAAUACGGCCAGUGUCAGCUCUUUGGGAUCGCCCACCCAACGAUAUAGGAAUCUAUCGCUACCCAGCCACCUAAGUCCCGUGCCCACAGCGCAGUCGGUGGCCAAACUGCAGCAGCACACGCCCAUCAAGUCGCCCGGUGGCGCCAUAAAUGUCUCGGUUAAUCCCAACUAUAUAGAGGACAUCAAUAGCUCCGACUACGUUUGCAUGACGGCGAAUCUGCACAGGAAUACGGCAGCGGGAUUGGCCACCGGCAGGGCGGCUGCCACAGGAGCCACUGCCCAGCGAACCGUCCAGGAACCACCAAUAAUAACGUCAUCACUGGCCAUGGGAAUGGCGACGGCAGCUCCACCAGCCACAUCUAUUGCACCGGUAUCAACGGCGCCAUCAGCACCAGCAGCAGCAGCACCACCACCAACAUCAACAUCCACCGCUUCCUUGAGGGCGACGCCCAUUGCGAUGACGGCUCCUCUAGCGGUGGCCACAUCACCCACUCCCUCGCAGGGCAGCACAGGUCUCACCAAGAAUCUGCUGCCGUACAGCGUCACCCCGCCGCGUCCGGCUGGCCCGACGGAGGCGCAGCGCAAGAUCGAGGAGCUCACCCGCCAGCUGGAGGAGGAGAUCGAGCAGAGCGAGGAGCACGGCGAAUACUUUGGCAUUUGUCACACCUGCGGUGAGAAGGUGAAGGGUGCCGGGCAGGCUUGUCAGGCGAUGGGCAAUCUGUAUCACACCAAUUGCUUCAUCUGCUGCUCCUGCGGACGGGCGCUGCGAGGCAAGGCGUUCUACAAUGUGCACGGGCGGGUCUAUUGUGAGGAGGAUUACAUGAAUUCCCUCUUGCAGUACUCGGGCUUCCAGCAGACGGCGGAAAAGUGCGCCAUCUGCGGCCACCUGAUCAUGGAAAUGAUCUUGCAGGCCAUGGGCAAGUCGUAUCAUCCGGGCUGCUUCCGGUGCUGUGUGUGCAAUGAGUGCUUAGAUGGGGUGCCCUUCACCGUGGACGUGGACCACAAGAUCUACUGCGUCAACGAUUACCACCGAAUGUUUGCGCCCAAGUGCGCCAGCUGCGGCAAAGGCAUCACACCCGUCGAAGGCACCGACGAAACUGUGCGCGUCGUCUCGAUGGACAAGGACUUCCACGUGGACUGCUACAUCUGCGAGGAGUGCGGCAUGCAGCUGACCGAUGAGCCGGACAAACGCUGUUACCCGCUGGACGGGCGCCUGCUCUGCCGCGGCUGCCACCUGCAACGUCUGGCGUUGCAGUCCUCGCCGCACGCCCGUCACCAGGAGCCCGUCUGCGCCUCGUACCAGUAUAUGGGAUGAGCGGCGUGUCCCGACCUUCUACCUUCGACUGAGUGGCGCACAAAACCAGAACAAACUAUCGCAAUCAACUUAUUCCAAUUAACAAUAUUAUCUUAAAUAGACAGAAGUGAAAACAAAUGCAUUUAUACAAAACGAUUGCCAAGUUAGUGGCUUUUUUUUUCAUUUUUAUGGCAGUGUACUAGGAUCUCCAAACGGAUCUGUUCGAAGCUAUAUAAUGGAUUCCUGAAAUCUCCGAAAGUUGGCAGCAAUGGUUGGCAAAUACUAUUUUGAUAUAUUAAUGUGUUUUUCAUAUGUAUGUAUGCCCUAUGGUGUUCCUGAGACCUCUUGAGGUUUCAAAGCAAUAGCAACGGUGUCUCAAAUUAUGCAAUAAAAUACUUAAUACUUCUGA
Molecule: messenger RNA, 2894 nt
Organism: Drosophila santomea
Lineage: Eukaryota; Metazoa; Arthropoda; Insecta; Diptera; Drosophilidae
Gene: jub
Product: LIM domain-containing protein jub
Exons: 6
Coding region: 305-2506 (733 amino acids)
Biological process (GO): cytoskeleton organization; regulation of DNA-templated transcription; response to hypoxia
Cellular component (GO): nucleus; adherens junction; P-body
Molecular function (GO): transcription corepressor activity
Source: RefSeq, a predicted model, not a curated record